Messenger RNA from Aspergillus steynii IBT 23096, 770 nucleotides. RefSeq names its product CXXC motif containing zinc binding protein. The coding region runs from base 53 to 535 and encodes 160 amino acids. Gene Ontology annotation, molecular function: zinc ion binding. The record is from RefSeq and is a predicted model, not a curated record. NCBI's taxonomy places the organism in Eukaryota, Fungi, Ascomycota, Eurotiomycetes, Eurotiales, Aspergillaceae. The transcript has 5 exons.
CGACUGCAGACAAUUUUCCGGUUGAUCUCGCUCCACUGUCCAGACCGUCAAAAUGCUCUCUCUCAUCCUCACUGCAGAACUGAACGGAGUCACCCAGCUUCGUCCCACCGACACUGAGGAGGAGCCUUAUUACUAUACCUUCAAGGUUCAAUGCAAUGCUUGUCGCGAGACUCACCCUAACUGGGUCAGCUUCACCCGCUUUGAACAACACGAGAUCCCUGGAAGCCGUGGAGAGGCCAACUUUGUGUGGAAAUGCAAACUUUGCCAGAAAACUCAUUCGGCUUCGAUCAUGAACUCUCCGAAUGCCUAUGAGCCCCAGGAAAAGCGCAAGGGCCAGAAGGUCAUUGACCUGGACUGCCGUGGCCUGGAAUUCACCGAAUUCAAACCCGAUGGAGAAUGGGACGCCAAGGGCAUCGAGUCUUCCACUCUUUUUACAGCCAUUGACCUCUCCGAGGGCGAGUGGUAUGACUACGACGAAAAGGCAGGAGACGAAGUCUCUGUCAAGGAAAUCAGCUGGGACAUUGGAAGAGCUUAGAGGAAUCUCCAUGCCAAUGCCUUAAUCUACGAGCACGAUACCAUCUGCAUCUGCAUUUGACCAUCAGCGUCAUCUGACUUGGUUCCUUGAGAAAUUCUCCUUUGAUUGUGUGUAUCUCUCGUCCUGCUGAUGGCUUUCGGCAGCCGUGGCUUUCGGUCCAUGUACGAAAUGGCCGGGUAGAUACGAUAAAAUGUUAUGUAAACAGUAUGAAAACACCAAGAAAUUUCAAUCCACG